Striga asiatica is the source of this 2934-nucleotide messenger RNA. Lineage: Eukaryota; Viridiplantae; Streptophyta; Magnoliopsida; Lamiales; Orobanchaceae. The record is from the annotation of a GenBank genome assembly.
AUGGCUGCUUAUGCAGCUCUUGUUUCUCUCAGGCAUACCAUCGAACAGCUACAACACCAUCCUCGACCUCCAAUUUCUCUUCACAAAUCACAAACCGAACUCAUCAUCGAAAAUCUUACUGUCUUGCAAGAUUUUCUCGAGAAUCAUUCCACUGAUGAAGAUGCCCUGGAGAGACGCAUGGCCGAUGUGGCUUAUGCAGCCGAGGAUUUAAUCGAGAUGCGUAUCAUCGACCAAAUUCAAGCUGAAAAUGUUCGUGUCGAGAAAUCCUGUUUCAGUAAUUUGUUUUGUGGAUACACAAGCCAUGUGGCGGCCGAAGUUAGUCUCAUCUCCAACGAUGACUUGUUGUAUCAGGGUCUACAAAAAGUGAUACACGCCCUCGAUUUCAUCACGAAAGAGGUGAAGGAUAUAAAAGAGAAAAUGGAAAAAAUCAAGUAUGAUGAUUUUUCGGGGCCGGGUGAUUUUUACCUAAAACGAUCUCCUACAAUGGUGGGUUUUGAUGAUGUCAUGAUUGACGUCAUGGAUAAGCUGACCAAUGGGCAAUCGAGCCGCCAGAUCAUCAUACCUAUCGCCGGCAUGGGAGGGAUUGGUAAGACCACUCUUGCUAGAAACAUUUACGAUAAUCCUGUAAUCGAGCAAUACUUUGAAUAUUAUCGUUGUUGGGCUACUAUAUCUCAAGAGUACAGCACAAAAAAAGUUCUUUUACAACUCCUCCUUUGUAUAAAAACUCGAUUGCGUCUACAAGGUUUGAGCCAAAUGAGUGUAGAAGAAUUAGGAGACACGUUGUAUAAAAGUCUAUUUGGUCGAAGGUAUCUCAUCGUCUUGGACGACAUAUGGAGCAUUGAAGCUUGGGAUAAACUUAGAAUUUUCUUCCCAUAUAAUGAUGGUGAAAGUGCAAUAAUGGUGACCACUAGGAUGUCAACGCUGGCUUGUCAAUUGAGUGAAUUAAGUGGCUCUGAUGUUUUGCAGAUGAGUUUUCUCAACAAGAACAACAGUUGGGAUCUACUCUGCAAAAAUGUUUUCGUGGAAGAAAAUUGCCCUGUUGAAUUGGAAGAAAUCGGGAAGGAGAUUGCUGAGAACUGCAAAGGCCUACCGUUGUCGAUUGUUGUGAUUGGGGGACUCUUGGCCAAGUCCAUCCAAACACGAGAAUAUUGGCGUCACAUUGCAAAGAACUUGAGUUCGAUCGUGAACUUAGAGGAGAACGAACGUUGCUUUAGAAUACUGAGUUUGAGUUAUAACCACUUACCGGUUCAUCUAAAGCCAUGUUUUCUUUACAUGGGAAUAUUCCCCGAGGACCACAAUAUUUCGGUCUCCACACUCGUCAAGUUAUGGGUUUCCGAAGGAUUUCUAAAACCAAUUAUCGGCAAAAGCUCGGAAGUAGCUGCGGAAGAGUUCUUGAAGGAACUCAUGGACAGGAAUCUCGUUUUAACUCGUCGGAUGAAUUGUCUCAGAAAUUUAAAACAGUGCGCCAUCCAUGACCUUCUGAGGGACCUAUGCAUAAAAGAAGCAGACAAAGGGAAGUUCUUUUCAGUCGUGACAGGGAAAAGAAGAUGUAGUCUCGACGUACUCAAUCAGCGCUGUAUUGGUGUACACGACAACACGUCUCGAAGGAAAUCAUUCAUCCCUCGACCAAUCCGUAAAGCCAUGCAAUCCAAAUCGCUUGCUCGUGAUUUAAAAUCCGCAUCGCUAACUCGUUCUUUGGUGUGUAAUACCGACGGGGCUGUAAUACCGUCUCGUAGUUUUAGAUUGUUGAGGGUAUUGAACACAUUCGAUAGUUUCUUUUUCGCUCAACAUGAAAGACACGGCACGUAUCCCAUAAAACACAUUUUCGAGCUCUUGAAUUUGCGUCAUCUUGCCAUUAAAACCAAAGUGCCCAAAUUCGAUAUUCCAUCCUCGAUUUACCGGCUAUGGAAUUUACAGACGUUGAUUGUAGCCAAUUCGAAUUGGAUCGCGUUUGAUACAUCGCCACUUUUAGACAUUUGGAAGAUGCCUCGACUGAGGCACGUCAAAAUCCUCGGGCUCAGGCUCCCGAACCCACCUGUCGGAGAAGAGAAUUAUUUAAUUCUUGAAAACUUACAGACCCUUUUGGAAGUAAGGGAUUUUAGGUGUGAUGAGGAGACAGUGAAAAGAAUCCCGAACGUAACUAAAUUGAAAAUACAACUCACGGAAUCAUCUGCAGGAGCCAACUGUCUCGAUAGUCUGGCUCGUCUAACUAAACUGGAAUCCUUCAAUGUAAAUGGGCCAAAUAGGCAGGAUGAGCUGCUGCAAAACCUCUGUUUGCUGCAUUCUUUGAAAAAGUUGGGAUUAUCUGAAACGGGUCUCGGUUGGGAGGACAUGGGGAGGAGUAUAGGUUCGUUACCCCAUCUUCAAGUGUUGAAGCUGAGUUUCCACUCGUGCGUGGGCCCUGUGUGGGAAACUACAGAGGGGCAGUUUCAAACCCUGAAGUAUUUGCAAAUUCUAUCGAAUUUUGAUCUGGAAUGCUGGAGGAUGGACAGCUGGCACUUCCCGAGCCUGGAGAGCCUUCGUCUUGUAACUCUAUUCAAGUUGAAGGAGGUGCCUAGGGAAAUUGGUGAUAUACCGACGCUUAAAUCGAUUGAGGUUCUUGAUUGUCUUGACUCUGCUGUGGUGUCUGCCAAGGAAAUAGUGAAUGAACAAGGAGAUCUUGGGAAUGAAGGCCUUCGUGUGAGACUUCUCUACGGCAAUGGCCAAACUCAAGUAGAUGAGACCUUAACUGGGGUUGCGCUCUUGGAGUUGAUUACAGGUCGGAAGCCUGUAGAUACAUCUCAACCGCUCGGGGAAGAGAGCCUUGUUGAGUGGGCCCGACCUUUAUUAAGUCCGGCACUCGAGACACUGAAAUUUGGUGAAAUAGCAGACCCAAAACUUGAAGGAACCUAUGUUGACAAUGAGAUGUUCUUAUAUCUUCUCACGAUAUUUUAG